Aspergillus affinis is the source of this 1356-nucleotide messenger RNA. RefSeq names its product reverse prenyltransferase. Gene Ontology annotation, biological process: alkaloid metabolic process. The record is from RefSeq and is a predicted model, not a curated record. NCBI's taxonomy places the organism in Eukaryota, Fungi, Ascomycota, Eurotiomycetes, Eurotiales, Aspergillaceae. Gene Ontology annotation, molecular function: transferase activity, transferring alkyl or aryl (other than methyl) groups. The transcript is spliced from 2 exons. The coding region runs from base 1 to 1356 and encodes 451 amino acids.
AUGACGAUCACCGCGAGCCACUCCACCGUACAUCAUAGUUCCCUUGGGCAUCCCAAAGUCCCGUCAAUUCAGAAGGAUGGAGGACCAACUCCCGCAGAGACUCUAGCUACUUACUACGACUUCCCCAGUGAGGACCAGGCUCGCUGGUGGGAAGAUACGGGCCCACUGUUCAACCGCAUGCUCGAAGCCGGACAGUAUGACCUGCACCGACAGUAUCAGUUUCUGUCCUUCUUCAUCCAUCACCUGCUACCGGCUCUCGGACCCUACCCUCAGAGAUGGCGCAGCACCAUCUCACGUAGUGGCCUGCCCAUUGAGUUCAGUCUCAACUUCCAGAAAGGUUCCCACCGACUGGUGCGCAUCGGAUUCGAGCCUGUCAGUUUCCUAUCCGGCACAUCACGAGAUCCGUUCAACGGAAUUCCGGUAGGCGACCUUCUCAGGCAGCUAGUGAGGCUCCCUCUACGGGACUUCGACACACAAUUGUUCCAGCGGCUGCUCGGUGACUGCCACCUGUCCCCAAGAGAAGUUCAUCAAGUCCAAGAGCUGUUGAAAAUCCCGGAUGCCAAUCCAUUGAAGUCGCAGGGAGCGUUCGGCUUCGACUUUCUUCCCGACGGCGCCAUCUUGGUCAAGGGCUACGUGUUUCCGAAUCUGAAGGCCCAGGCCAUGGGCGUGCCCAUCGGUGACCUCGUCGCCAACACAGUUCGAGCCCUGGAUGCCGAGCGCAACCAGUUCCUCCCCGCCUUCUCUCUUGUGCAUGAUUACAUGCAGGAAAGCACAGGCUAUAACCAGUAUACUUUUCUUUCCUGCGAUUGUGUCGACAUGUCGCGGCAACGUCUGAAACUCUACGGCGCUCAUACAGAGGUGACCUGGCCCAAGAUCGCCGAAAUGUUCACCCUGGGCGGACGCCUUAUCGACGAGCCCGAGAUCAUGACCGGAUUGGAUCAUUUGAGAGAGCUCUGGACCCUGUUGCGCAUCGGCGAAGGUACCCGUGCCUUCAGCGGCGGGUUUGAUCAUAGUCAGGAAACCGCUGCCAGCCAAAUCUUGUCCCCAAUGAUUUGGAACUACGAAAUUCACCCCGGCGGUCGUUUCCCUGUGCCCAAAUUCUAUCUCCCCGUUCACGGCGAGAACGAUCGAUUCGUGGCCGAGGCACUGUCCCGAUUCUGGGACUCCCUGGGCUGGUCGGAACAUUUCCGGUCAUACUUGAAAACUGUGGAGGAACUUUACCCCGAGCAAGACAUUUCCCAGACCUCUCGCCUGCAGUCGUGGGUAUCAUAUUCCUACACGGAGAAGAAGGGUGUCUACAUGAGCAUCUACUUCCAUUCUCAGUCGACCUACCUUUGGGAGGCAGGUGAAUCGUAA